Messenger RNA from Gopherus evgoodei (Goodes thornscrub tortoise), 786 nucleotides. RefSeq names its product zinc finger protein 502-like. The transcript has 4 exons. Gene Ontology annotation, biological process: regulation of transcription by RNA polymerase II. Bases 1 to 786 code for a protein of 261 amino acids. NCBI's taxonomy places the organism in Eukaryota, Metazoa, Chordata, Testudines, Testudinidae. Gene Ontology annotation, cellular component: nucleus. The record is from RefSeq and is a predicted model, not a curated record. Gene Ontology annotation, molecular function: DNA-binding transcription activator activity, RNA polymerase II-specific; RNA polymerase II cis-regulatory region sequence-specific DNA binding.
AUGAGUGACAUUAUCGGCCCACUAGGAGGAUUGGAGGACUGGCACUGCCCUAAGGUGACAUUGUCUGACAACGAUGCUGAGUGGAGCCAUCAGGGCCUUGUGCGCUCAGAGUGCGGCAUACACCCGAGAGAAGCAGAUCAAGGCCAGGCCGCCGCCAGUUCCCGCUUCCAGGAGGAGGAACUGAGACUGCAGGAGCGGUGCCGCCUCCUGCCUAGUGAGAAGGUGCAGCCUUGGCAUCAGAGAAUCCACACAGGCGAGAGGCCCUAUGAUUGCUGUGAAUGUGGGAAAAUCUUCAGUCGUAGCUCACACCUUAUUACCCAUCGCCGAAUCCACACAGGGGAGAGGCCUUAUGAAUGCAGUGAGUGUGGGAAAACCUUCAAUCGCAGUUCAAACCUUAUUAACCAUCAGACAAUCCACACAGGGGAGAGGCCCUAUAAAUGCUGUGAGUGUGGAAAAUGCUUCACUAACACCUCAGUGCUUUCUAAACGUCAGAGAAUCCACUCAGGAGAGACGCCCUAUGAAUACAGUGAAUGUGGAAAAUGCUUCACUAAGAGCCGAGGCCUUUUGAACAUCAGAGAAUGCACACAGGGGAGAGGCCCUUUGAAUGUCAUGAGUGUGGGAAAACCCUACAAUCGCCGCUCACACUUUAUUACCCAUCAGCGAAUCCACACAGGGGAGAGGCCCUAUAAAUGCUGUGAGUAUGGAAAAUGCUUCACUAACACCUCAGUGCUUUCUAAACAUCAGAGAAUCCGGAGUGGCCCCAUGAAUGCCUUUGCCCUGUUUUAA